AUGCAACGAGCCACGCGCGUAGCAGCGAGCGCCAGCUUUAACCUAGUGGUGGCAGUCCCGCUGCGGCGCCUCGUCUCAUCCAUGGCGGGAUUCGCCACCGUGCCGCCCCGCGAGGCGAAGACGCUCCUCGAUGCCUCCCACACCUUCCUCGACGUCAGGACGGAAGAGGAAUUCGCGGCGAGCCACGUGGCAGGCUCUGUGAACGUCGCAGUGAUGACUGGCGAUCCCCAUAAAGGCGCCAGUGAGAAGCGCAGCGACUUCCUGGACGUCGUGAAGAGCAAGUUCCAGCCCGACACGCCCAUCCUUGUCUCGUGUUGGGCGGGACGGAGGGCCGCUGUUGCAGCAGAGGACUUGGUGGAAGCGGGCUUCACAAAGGUGGUUAGCUUGGAGGGUGGACUCAAGGCAUGGAAGGGCGAGGGAUACCCCCUUGUGGAGUGA
Messenger RNA from Closterium sp. Naga37s-1, 438 nucleotides. NCBI's taxonomy places the organism in Eukaryota, Viridiplantae, Streptophyta, Zygnematophyceae, Desmidiales, Closteriaceae. The record is from the annotation of a GenBank genome assembly.